Messenger RNA from Lactuca saligna, 685 nucleotides. The record is from the annotation of a GenBank genome assembly. Lineage: Eukaryota; Viridiplantae; Streptophyta; Magnoliopsida; Asterales; Asteraceae.
UUUGAUUAUGAAUGAAGCAAAAUCUGCAUACUUUAUUCAUUGUUUUGCUCACCAAUUACAGUUAGCCCUAGUGUUUGUUGCAAAAAAUCACACGAAGGUUAAUGAUUUCUUUGAUGCGGUUUCUCGACUAUUAAACAUUAUUGGAUCUUCCUACAAGUGACGAGAUAAUUUAAGAAUAAAACAAGAGAAUAAAGUUAUGGAAGCAUUGGUUGAAGGUGAGCUUGAGAGUGGUACCGGUUUGAACCAACAAGUGGGUAUCAAACGACCAUCUGAUACUCGAUGGGGUUCUCAUUUUUCAUCUCUAUUGAAUAUCAAGAACAUAUAUUCUUCCAUUUGUGAAGUACUUGAAGACCUUGGUAGAGAUAAUAGUGAUCGUGAUCGUAAAGCUGAAGCAAUUUGCAUCUUAAGGUUAUUAAAAUCCUUUGAUUUUGUGUUUUGUCUACACUUGAUGGUUGAUAUCUUGGGAGUCACAAAUCAUUUAAAUACAACAUUACAAAGAAAAGACCAAGAUAUCGUAAAUGCCAUGAAUCAAGUAGAACUCUACAAUAGCAUUAAACUGGGUGUUCUGAUGAUCGGGUAUACGAAGCAAAGGAUGAAUGUGAAGGUAUUAAGCAAUGAGAUAGGGGUGUUAGUGAAGUUGCUCGUGGCGGGGAAAGGAGGAGAGACAGUACUUGUGGUGGUGUAG